Osmia lignaria (orchard mason bee) is the source of this 3173-nucleotide messenger RNA. The record is from RefSeq and is a predicted model, not a curated record. NCBI's taxonomy places the organism in Eukaryota, Metazoa, Arthropoda, Insecta, Hymenoptera, Megachilidae.
UUUUUGUAGCUAGACGAGAACGAGAGGGCAGUGCAGUUUGGUGCGGCUGUGUGGCACCCGUGCAGUUCGAGCUUUUCCUCUGGCGUGGAUUUUUUCCCUGUUCGUGGCUGGUUGUUGUUGUUCUCGAGGAAAGUCGUAAAUAAAUUGUACGGCGUAAACGUGUCCAGGCGUCCACGAUUUUCCGCGAUCAUACCGACACAAAAGACCGCGCGGAUGUGUCGUUAGUGUUACACGUGUUCUUUACGUUCGUCGCAGUGUUUUGUGAAGAAGAGAGGCCAAGAUACAUACGCGGAACUUGGACUGAGAGACGGUGGGAAAGAGAAGAAAGACGACGAAGAAGAAGGAAGAAGCAGAAGAUGAGCAAGACGUGCGCCCGCUGCGAGAAAACGGUCUACCCGAUCGAGGAGCUCAAGUGCCUCGACAAGACACAUACCGAAGGCAAAGGCAACCACAAUGGCGGAGACACCGGAACUAAAACGCAUCGCGGAGAACACGAAGAUCCAAAGUAACGUCAAGUACCACGCGGAGUUCGAGAAGGCAAAGGGCAAGUUCACCCAAGUGGCCGAUGAUCCGGAGACACUGAGAAUCAAGCAGAACAGCAAGAUCAUCUCGAACGUUGCGUACCAUGGGGAACUUCAGAAGAAGGCGAUCAUGGAGCAGAAGAGGACGAUGACCGGCGAGAACGGUGAACAAAUUGAGUACGUAGAGUACACGGACGGUACAAUCGCGCCUACAUCGGGCGUGAACGCGAAUCCACCGGUCGCGAGAACUGCGAAUUCCCCGGUGCAAAGGACACCAGGUAGGAUCGCCGAUUACGAUCCCCUUAGCGAGGCGAGGCCGAGCCCUUAUUCCGCCAGGCAAGCGGCCACUACUGUCAUUUAUACGAGCGACAAGGGACCAGUAACGAAUCCACCUACCAGAAAGAUUGGCUCGGUGGCAGAUAUUGACCCUGUGAACGAAUACUAUGGAUCGUUGACACCAGCCACGAACAACAAUCACGUUCCACAGCAUCAACCUCCUCCACCACCGCCAGCUAAUGUUGGAAGAGUAUACAGAGCAAUGUACGACUACGAGGCGCAGGACCUCGACGAGGUGAGCUUCUGCGACGGCGAUCUGAUCAUCAACUGCACGGCAAUCGACGAAGGUUGGAUGACGGGGCUAGUUCAACGUACAGGACGACACGGCAUGUUGCCCGCGAACUAUGUCGAGCCGGCGCAAAUUUAAAAUGCUUUCUUCCAUACCCUGCCUGCGCGCCGUCGUCGUGUUCGUUUCACCUCGACUUUGUCUGUUCGGUGAUCAGGCCACUUUUCAUCGAAACGCUUCGAACGAAGAAAGUGGCGCAAAAUGAAAAAGCGACACACUCGAAGAACUCGAUCUAACCCAGAGAACUUCUCGGAGAGAAAAGAAAGGAAGAGACGACGAACGAUUCUUUCCCAUCCAUCGCGUGCAAUUGAUGAAAAAAAGAAUGUCGUUUCAACCGGUUCGCUACUUCGUCCAAAGAUUUAUAUUUCAAAAUAGCAAUCAAAUUUUUGUUUUAAUGAUAAUUAGAAACAGGAUUGUUUUAUUUGGGUUUGGAUAUUGGCGAUCGUAGCGAAAGGGUUGAACGAACAGGAUGGAUCGACGAGAAAUUCUUCGUUAUCUCGGUAUACAGUAAUUUGGGUACUGGCAACGAAGGAUUUAAUGAAAUUCGAAUUUAUUAUAAACUUCCACACCGAGUGAGUGCCUUGCAUCGUUUCGCAUUUAAGCAACUAGAAAGUAAUUCCAAGUUGGGACCAAAUUCUACUUCACCUCUUCCACGAGGAAUAUAUUCACUAUCCUUCCACUGAUAACAAUUUUUAUGAAUCUAUCGAUCAAACAUAGCACACCAUUCCGUUGCUUCGAGAAUUCCACGAAGUUGUCUUGAUAGUAUGAUAACAAGGACUGGAAGGUUCGAUAUUCGUCCUUAUUGAAAUAUUAUUAUUUUCAUUUUAAUAUAAGCAUCUGUAGCAUGGAUCUUCUUUAACUUGUAAGAACACAGUGUUAUUUUUUAGACAGAAAUUUUUUUUACAUUCAUAUGUUCUUUUCUUUUUAAGUAGAAAUACUCUUUCAGUCUUUGUUCAUCUUCUUGCUGGUGAACUCUUGAAGUUCAUUACAAUAUUUAUUUGUAAAACUGAAUAGUGCUUCCAAUAUCUUGAACGUUAGGCUCGAACAGUAUAUCCAACGCAUACACGUCUAUUUUAUAUAAUUGUGAUUUUUAAAGGAGAAAAUAACGAUGUGCCUUACACGCGUGUUCACCUUUAAUUAGGACAAUCUUGUGUCGUGAUUUAGAAAAAUGAAUAUACACACUGCGUUCGCGGAAUAAUCGUGAAAGCGAGUCUAGUUAGGAUAACACGACGAGGGAAUGUAAUAUCGUUGAUAAGAAAGUUUUCUUGCCUAGUUGCGAAAGAAAGUAACGAAAAGCAUCGUUGGGAACCUUGAUUCCCCCCUCUUUAAAGUUAAUUAACGACAUUAAUCAACAUUUACCUAAUAGCUGUUAAGUUUUAUCACGCGAGAUUCGUUUAAAUAAUAUGUUUCUUCGACUUUCUACGAUCCUUUCAGUGCUGCAAAUUAUUACAAUUCCUGCAUAAUAGAAAAAGAAGUUAAUCAUAUUUGGAGAUGCUCUUGCAAUUAGCAACUCGUAUUAAUUGAGACUGUGAAAAUUAUUAAGAAGCAUAGUUUGGAAGAUAUAUUUUUAAACGAUCUGCUUUCUUAAUUUCAUACACAUUUUCGUAAAUAGAACAGUACUGAAAGGAUUCGAUAGCUUUUAUAAUAUUCAAUAUGAAAUAUUUCUUCGCGAUGGUCUCGAUCUUCUCGAUUAUUUUAUACCCGCUCGAUGUCCAAUUAAUGUACAGAUAAUAUAGUGAUCGCGGAAAAAUUAAUCGAGAUCGUCGGAUCGCUAUUGCGAAGUAUCUGAAUUCUUUUAUUCGAGUCAUCCAGGUGUAAUUCGUCACCCUUUUUAUAUUUUUGGUAACUAUAGUUAUAAUUGAAAGUUUAUCCGAUAGAAAUUGAUUGCUAAAAAUAAAAUUAUUACCUGUCAAGAUUUUCUUACACCUAGAGGCCUGAAUUCAUAAGGAACUGGACCGUGAAAGUUUUAAGAGAAUUUAAACGAACCCUUCUUGUUAUAUUCUUCUAUAUUCUGUGAAAAAAAAAAGAAA